Messenger RNA from Austrofundulus limnaeus, 5288 nucleotides. It is a transcript of the gene st18, whose product is annotated as ST18 C2H2C-type zinc finger transcription factor. The record is from RefSeq and is a predicted model, not a curated record. Gene Ontology annotation, biological process: regulation of transcription by RNA polymerase II. The transcript has 22 exons. Lineage: Eukaryota; Metazoa; Chordata; Actinopteri; Cyprinodontiformes; Rivulidae. Bases 324 to 3359 code for a protein of 1011 amino acids. Gene Ontology annotation, molecular function: DNA-binding transcription factor activity, RNA polymerase II-specific; zinc ion binding; RNA polymerase II cis-regulatory region sequence-specific DNA binding. Gene Ontology annotation, cellular component: nucleus.
AAUAUCACAGUGUCUCUGCACUCACACACACACACACACACACACACUCUCUCACACACACACACACACACACACACACUCACACACACACACUCUCGCAGCAGCGAGACUCUGGACUACCCUGUACCCCACCUCGAUGUCCUUCUGCUCCGUCUCCUCCCUGAUGUCCCUGAGAGAGGCAAAACAAAGGCUAAAAGGGGCAUGUUGAUAAUGAAUUACAUGAUCACAUCCUGAGAGAUAACAAGCGUGAAAGCAUCAGCUGGGGUGAACAGAGUGGAUCUGGCAUCUUAUUCUACAGAGCGCUCAGAAAACUGCAUUCAGAGAUGGAUUCUGAAGGCGAGGAGCAAACCUUGAAAACAUGCAACGGUGGCACGGGGGUGAUCGACACUGACACUCAGAGCCCAUAUGGGACUGCGGCAAGGAAGAGGAGCGCUCAGGAUGGGGUGCAGGGUGCCCCAGUCAAUAAGAGAAAGUCCCUGCUGAUGAAGCCCCGCCACUACAGCCCCAGCGAGGCAUGUGAAGAGGAGAGCGAGGACCUGGCACCGCCACAGGACAAAGAAGAGCUGAGGAACAUUGACACUCCAGCAGAUGGAAACUUUAAGACAGUCAAUGGAGUGGGCAACAAAAACAGCUGCUCUGAUGCAGUGUUAACAUCCAGCAGUUUGCUCAGUUGGCCCGAAGUCACGUCCAAUGGAUCUCCGCAGUGCGAGCCAGACACGUCUGAAUCUUUGAUGGUGGAAGAUGAAGAAGAGAUUCUCAAAAAUCAAGAAGAGGACCAAAGUCACGACAGGAUGAGCGAUGCAUCAACACCACAGAGCCCGUACAGAGACAUGAGGGAACCUGAGUGGGAGCCACUGUCCCUGUCUGCUAAGGACAGUAGCUCAAACUGCAGCCCGUCCAGAGCUCAGGAGGACCUUUUAGGCAGGAACAGCCAUGGGAAGGAGCUUGUUCCAGAAUUAGGUGGUCCGAUAGGUCGAGGAAGUAUUUUUCAAGGUGAAGCUUUAAGGUACAGGCUGCUCCCCAACAAGGAGGACAGCGAGGGGGAGGCGGAGCGGCUGCCUCGGCUGGAUAGCUGGGCGAUGGGCCUCCACGAGAGAGGCCUCGAUAUGAGCCGAGGGAGAGUGAACCUGAGCCUGCUGGAACAGGCCAUCGCUCUGCAGACGGAGCAGAGGCAGGUUCUGCACCACGCCUACAGAGAAAUGGACCAGUUCCUCCUGGAGCAGAUGACCAAUGAGAGAAGGCACCAAAGGAUGAUGGACAUGGACAACAGACUCAGCUACAGCGGAGGGAAAGAUUCUCCACGGAUGGAUAAAAAGGAUAUAAAGUGUCCAACUCCCGGCUGUGAUGGGACUGGUCACGUGACAGGCCUGUACCCACAUCACAGGAGUUUGUCUGGGUGUCCUCACAAAGUCCGAGUUCCCCCAGAGAUUCUGGCCAUGCAUGAAAACGUCCUCAAGUGUCCUACACCUGGGUGCACAGGACGAGGCCAUGUCAACAGCAACCGUAGCACCCACCGGAGUCUCUCUGGCUGCCCCAUCGCCGCCGCCGUGAAGGUCUCCAAACCUCAAGAUGACAGCCUGAAAUGCAGACAAACACCGGAGCGCUCGCCAAGGACCAUUAGCCUGAUAAAGAAAUUUGAAAUGAACCAGCUGAACUACAGGUUCUCGCAUCCAGUAGCAGCCUUGCAAAAUAGCCUUGUGAAAGAUGUGGACAAGUACAGCAGAAUUCGAUUCGAUUACGCCAGCUUUGAUGCACAGGUCUUUGGUAAGCAGCCACUGCUUGGGACCAGCCAGGACCAGGAUAUGUCGCAGUACCCUGACUCACCUCAGCAGUAUCCCGGCGUUCUUGGAGCUCCAGGUGGCCGCCUGCCCAUCUCCGGUCAGCACAGCCCGUCGAGUCAAUUCAAGAAAGAAGACGGUCUGCAGGCCGCAGCGGCGACAGCCGCCAUCCUUAACCUUUCCACCCGCUACCGGAAGAACAUGGAGACUAUUAGCAGCCAGCCCUUGGCAUCUUCAACAAAGGAUAUGCUCAUCGAGGUGGAUGAAAAUGGCACUUUGGACCUGAGCAUGAAGAAGUGUAAGGAGAACGGAAAAGCCCGGACUAGGACACCCCCGGUCGACACGCUGUCUCCUCCUGAGCCCACCGUGGCGAAAGGCGGGAGCUUGCUAAUCAGCCCCACCUUCUACCAGCCGCUGUGUGACAGAGAGAGCUGGGAGAACUCCAUCCCUGUCAACUUCAGCAAAGCUCACAUUUUACAAGACAAAGAGCAGGAGGAUUAUGAUCAGGUAUCCCUGGAGGACCAACACUAUCAAGGAGACGGCAGCAUGUUAAGCACCAAAGCCAAGCUGCUGUUACGAGACGCAAAGAAAGAGCUUCUGAGCUGUCCGACCCCAGGCUGUGACGGCAGUGGCCACGUGACGGGGAAUUAUGCAUCGCAUCGGAGUGUGUCUGGAUGUCCCCUGGCUGACAAAACGCUCAAAUCGCUGAUGGCAGCCAACUCUCAGGAACUAAAGUGCCCAACACCUGGUUGUGAUGGAUCUGGACAUGUGACUGGGAACUAUGCUUCGCACAGAAGCUUGUCAGGGUGUCCACGAGCCAGAAAAGGAGGUUUGAAGCUCACACCAAACAAGGAUGACAAAGAGGAGCAGGAGCUUAAGUGUCCAGUAAUCGGAUGUGAUGGACAGGGCCAUAUAUCGGGAAAAUACACAUCCCACCGCAGCGCARGCAGUUGUCCACUUGCUGCCAAAAGACAGAAGGAGUCGUCUAUCAAUGGGCUGCCCUUUGCCUGGAAGGCCACUAAGCAAGAGCUACCCCAUUGUCCCCUGCCUGGCUGCAACGGCCUCGGUCACGCCAAUAAUGUAUUCGCCACCCAUCGAAGUUUGUCAGGUUGCCCACUGAACGCACAGAGCAUCAAGAAAAAGCACUCGGAGGAGGAGAUGAUGACUAUCAAACUGAAAGCCAGCAGUGGCGUUGAAAACAAAGACGAUAUUCAACAUCUAGAUCAUGAAAUCAGGGAACUGAAUGACUCCAACAUGAAAAUAGAAGAAGACAUGAUGCAACUCCAAACCCAGCAGAUCUCGUCAAUGGAAUGUAACCUGAAGACAAUUGAGGAAGAAAACAAGAUGAUCGAACAGCACAACGACAGCCUUCUGAAGGAGCUCGCUCGCCUCAGCCAAGCUCUCAUUAACAGCCUAACAGACAUCCAACUGCCUCAAAUGGGACCCAUCAGUGAGCAUAAUUUUGAAGCCUAUGUGAACACAUUAACUGAUAUGUACAACAACUCGGAGCACGAAUACUCCCCAGAGUGCAAGGCCCUCUUGGAUAAUAUCAAACAGGCUAUUAAGGGCAUCCAUGUUUAAGCUGUAGAGCUACCAAGAGGUUUCUUUGACUUGGGAUAAUGGCACUAGAUAGCUCUAUUUCACUGAAGAGUGCUGGCUCGGCUGCGUGUAUAAGACGAGGCAUUUGGAAAUGUGUUCGGCAUUUCCCGGUAAACACACACACACACUGCACUGAGAAAAUUACCAGCCAGGUUUGUAAUGCUUUUACCGUUCCUGCAUUCACUCGAUAUGUUUAUUCCUGGUGAGGUUUAUUUUUUUGUUUGUUUGUUUGUUUUACCCCCCUCUCUUCUUGCACUUAUUUUGUAUGGUUUGCCUGAUUUUUAUGCUGUAUGUGUUUUCGCGUCACUCUUAUAUUAUUGCUAUUUAUUCUUAUUAUAUUUGUUCAUCAGUGUAUUUAUUUCCUCGAGUUUUAUUUAUUUCUUGAAUUGURAAUGCUUAAUAUUGGAGAAAUCCGUUUGACUUUCUGCACAUUGUAAAUUAAACAGAAGCACAUUCCAGUUUUGUGGCAUACUUUCGCCAUCUACUGUUGACAAGCCUACACAAAUAUAUCACGAGUCGGAGCGCCCUACAAAGAGGGGGGAAAAAACUACCAAAACGUUGACAUUUGUUAAGCAUUGCUUUUGCUUACUUUAUUGGAAACUGAAUGUAUUGCAAGGCAAAGUGAGAGAAAGUGAUAAUGCAAUGCGACCGUACUGUACCUUUUUUUCUACUGCACCAAUAACAACAGCUGAAUGGAACCAGAAGGUGGCAAGAAUGAWACCUUGUGGUGGUCCGAAUGUCACAAGGACAGUGCAACGAAACUCAAAAAUUCACUUUGUCAAGAUGUCUUUCUUUAAAAAGAAAAAAAAAACAUAUAGAUAUUAAACUGCCUUCUGUGCACACACUUUGGAGUGUGCAUAUAGUAUGUGCCUAAAUGUAUAUGAAUCCAUAAAAAUAUACAAGUACUAUUUGUUUUGUGGUAGGACAGUAUUACGUGGAUGGUGUCUGAUUUAUUAUACAGUACAAUUAUUUUCAUAGGAGGACUCGUUCCUGACGACUGUUUGAAWACUGUGGUUUCAGUAGCUGUAAUCCCUGAUCAGGUUUUAAAAUAUGAUUGACAUUAAAAUCUGGUGUUUUUUUUAUUUAAUUAUCAUUAUUUUUACUAACAUAAAGAAAAAAAAAUAGACAAAAAACCCCCAACACCGGUUUUAACAAWGACAAGCCUUAGCAAAUCCACAAAUCUUUAAGUUUAAAUAUUCUUGAGGUCACGACAACCAGAAUUUUUAGUUUUGCUCAAAGAACCUGGUUGUAUGAAUUGCUUGUUUGUUUUAAUUAAUUGCACUUUUUGUAAAGAAAAAAAAGUGUUUUUCAUGUGACGGAAAAAAAGGUCUUUGUAGUGAUUUUAUGCUGCAAUACAUUUUAAACAAAUUAAGUCCAGACGUUAAAAAUGAAUAAGUCAUCAAAGCAAUAUAUUAUUUAUUUCUAAAAUAAAUGAACAGUGGAACGAAAAAUAAAGAGCCAAAUUACAGACAAAUGAGACCUUAUUUUGUUCAAAUACUCAACACGUUUUAAAGAAGUUUUAAUCUUUUUUGAAAACAAAACAAAACAAAUCACACUCUUUAAAACUAGCAAUUCUUGAUUUAUAAUUUACGUUUAAUUCCUACACCACACAUUGUUUGCUCAGGAAGUUUUGUGAAUAAUAUUUAUUUUUUAUUUCCCUGUUAGUAUUUGAUGUUUUGUAAUGUGAAAUGCUUUUAUUUGUGGAACGAUAUUAGUAUGAUAUGAAAUUGUACUGUAUUUUUUUUUCUUUCUUUCAUUUUUGUUUUCUUUUACAUUAAAAUGCAAGGCUUUUUAUUUCAGUUGAAGUAGUUUGUAAAUUAAAACUUCCUAUUACUUUUACUAUUUCAUAAUAAACAGAUAUGCGCUGUGUUGUACAGUUUGUGUAUGGUAGAAAUAAACUUUUCAAAUGGU